Messenger RNA from Drosophila ananassae, 5658 nucleotides. Its product is annotated as trichohyalin. The transcript has a single exon. The record is from RefSeq and is a predicted model, not a curated record. Bases 42 to 5489 code for a protein of 1815 amino acids. Lineage: Eukaryota; Metazoa; Arthropoda; Insecta; Diptera; Drosophilidae.
CCAUUAAUUCAUUGUUAGACAGAUUUAUUAUCAAAUCCCAAAUGGCUUUUAAUGUUGAGAAUGGAAACCUUAAGAAUAAAAUCCUUCCAGCGGAGGAACGACUGGAUCGCAGUUGCCGAAAGAAAAUGGAAAUCAUCCGCACUCUGACCCUUGGAAAGACGAGUCCCAAAGAUCUUGGUAUUUGCGUCACCUGGCUUGGGAUUCUAUGCCGAGCAGCCAAGAAGGAGGCUCAAGAGAGGGAUUGCCUGAUGGAGUUGAUGCUGCGGCAGUUGCAGGAGACGGGUCAGUUAUCGUUGCCCUUUACCGAUCCUUCUAAUUGUGACCGUGAUCUCGGCGAGCUGCUUACCCCGGAGGGCUUGGGUCAGCCACAGCUACUUCAACCGAAGGUCUCCAAGGAAAAGAUCGAUUAUAAUCCACAAGAAUAUCAGUGGCGGGAGAAACUACAGCAGCUGGACCAGUUGGAGGUACUUUACAAGCACGGCGAGUGGAUUGAUUCGACUUCCACGGCGAUGUCCGAGGAAGUCCGCUUGCUGGCCGGUACUGAGAGGGGUUGUGUGCUCCCUAGGGUGAAAGCAGGAGCGAAUACGGUUAGAUUCACUGACAAGACGACCGCUGCAACGAAACUCAUCACCAAGAGUCUACCAACAAAGCCGAGAGUGUCGCCUGUUCAAGGAACUUCCGCGCGUCAGAGACAGGAUCGCGAACUUAGGAUACUGGAAAUCAAUCACCGGAAGGAGAAGGAGCGACUGGAUCGGGAGUUUAGGGCUAAGCAACGUGAACAAGAACGUGCCCAGUUGGCCGAGCAGAUCAGGCUGGAUCGAGAGCAGAUGCUGACUGGACAACGGGUGUGGCAACAGGAGCGUCGCAAGUUGCAACAAAAGGUCAAGGCACGGAUUGAACAUGAGCGAUAUUUAAUCCGAAAGAAGCGGGAGGAGCUGCGAGAGCAGAACGAACGAACCAGGGAGCGACUCCAGCGGGAUCACUUGGCCUGGGAGAAAAUGCAUCGGGAACGCAGAGAAAUGGAAAGAAUGGAUCGCAUGGAGCGGGCCAAGCUCCUAUCCCCCAAUGAAGAAUUUGUGACGAUCAUGGAACCCGAAAAGCGGAUGGAAAGCGGCGAAGUGCAGCUUGCUGAAAAGAUUAUAUCCUGGAUGGUGUUGUGUCCAUCGUGUAGGGAGAACGUACGUCACAUUCCAAGUAAGUCCGUACUUCAUAGCGUGGAGCCAAAUCCUCAAUUAAAGGUGGAGGAAGCUCCAACUUAUGAAAAUGUUAAGGAAAAGGCUCAAACCAAGCUAGAAGAACCUCCAAUAGAGCAACAAGACCAAGAUAAAAAGGAGAAAAGCCGGGAAAGCCAGCGGGAGAAUAGAAUGGAAUGUGACCAAGCGAUUUCUACGGUGAAUAACAUAAAAAGGAUUCAGAAACUACACAAGGAGCAAAUGAUAGAGAUGGUAAAGCUCUUCCGGCAAUCUAGGGAAGAUCAGAUCCAAAAGAGAGCUAUGCUACAAGAAUUGGAAGUUAGGCGUAGGGCAGCACAACUUAAUGCUACACCCCGCGAGUUGGAGCCUUCCAAAAUGGAUAAAGUGGUCGAAAUUGAAAUCAUUCAAGGAUUUCAAGAAGAACAGGACUCAAAAAGAAGCGAAAGGCACUCAAAAAAGAAGGAAGAACUGGAGCUUGCCCUCCAAAAAGCAGAAUUAAUGGAACAACAAUUGUUGCAGAAACUUGAACGGGAAAGGAAAGAAAAGGAUGACCUUGAAAAGAAAGUAGCUGAGCAUCUGGAAAAUUUAAGGGAAAACAAACAAGAAAAUCUUGUAAUAGAACAGAAAAAUAUUGAAGCAGAAGAAAGUGGAAAAACAGAAAAUAAUGAGGAGAACGAAGAGGUCCAAGCACAUUUAAUAAAUUCUUCAAAGACAAUACGGAAUGAAUGUCCUUCAUUCUCAGGAGAAAAAGAGAGACAACAGGAGAAGAUCAUUGAAGAAAAAAGUAAAAAGGAAAAUCAAAAGAUCCUGGACGAUAAUACCAAAAUUGAUAAAAUGAAAUGCCAGGAAAGUCCUUCAUAUUCAAAAGAACGAGAAACACAAGAACAAAAUAAGAAAAUUGAAGAAAAAGAAAGCAAAAUGAAAAAUCAAGAUGUGCAGAACGAUAAAACAAAAGCUGAUGAAAGUAACAAGCAAGAAUGUCCUGUAUCAAUAGAAGAUCGAGAAAUGCAAGAACACAAGGAUAUAAGCGAAGAAAGAGAAAGUAUAAAGAAAAAUCAAGAGGUCCUGGACGAUAAUAAAAAAUCUGAUGAGAAGAAAAGGCAAGAAAGCCCGAUUUUCACAAAAGAACGAGAAAGACAAGAACAGAAGGUUAGGAGAAAGGAGAAUCAAGAGGUCCUGGAGGACAAAUCAAAAGACGAUGAAAAGAAACUGCAGGAAAGUGUUCCGCAAGAAGGAUCUAUUCCGCUCUCUUUGCUGUUUGCCUUAGGAAGAAAAUGGGAACAAAUGGAAAGGAAAAAUAAAGAAAAGAGAGAAAGGGAGAAGAAUGAGGCAAAAGAAAUCAAAAGGAAACUCGAGGAAAAAUCAUACCGAGAGAGAGAGGAAGAUAAAGAAAAUCAUGGUUAUGGGAAAGAUGGAGAACGAAUAAAGGACGCCAUUUUGAAAAGAAAAGUUAAUGGGAAAUUAGAAAAUAAUAAGAGGGAGAGAGAUCACGAAGAAAGAAAUGAAAAAGAAGAGGGUGUAGAAGACAAAAGAAAAGCUGGGGAGAAAUCAGAUAGGAAAAGAGAUCAAGACAAAAAACCAGAUACAAUGAAUCUUAAAAAGAAAACAGAGCGUGAAAGAAUGUAUAAUGAAUCUGGAGGAGUUAAAAAAUCUGGUAGAAGACUAUGUCCUGGACAAGAGGAGGCAGAUUUAAGAGAAAAUGAAAACGAGAAAGCAGAAAGGAAAGAAUUUGAAAUGUCCAUCGCUAAAAUAGCAGAAAUAAUCGAACAGGAGUUACGAGACAAAGUAGAAAGCGUAAGGCAUAUAGAAGCCUCUGAAGAAAGGGAGCGGGGAAGAUUUGAGAGAGAAGAAAUGGAAAGAGAUAUCAAGAAACAUCAACAAGAUAGGGAAAGGCUUCAAAUGAUGGAAAGAAAAAGUCUAGAAGAGAGAGAAAGCAGACAGGAAGUGAUGGUACAAAUGGAGAGAAAGGCUCAAAUCGAAAGAAGAGUGAAUGAAGAUCUGGAGAAAAAAGCAAUAAAGGAGCUUUUUGAAGCUGAGAAAGAAUACAGAAAACGAGAACAAAUGCAAAUUGAACACUUGCAGAAAAUGAGAGAGCAGAGUCAGAAAGGAAAAGAGGAAAUGAAACGACUUUUCCAACACUAUACGAGUUUUUGGAAAAAUCGAAGCGAGAUGGAAUCAGUGAGGGUGCAAGGAAAACCGGAAGAGAAAAGGCGCCAAGAGUGGGAAGACAGCAGUCCGGAAAUGAAGUCAGGAAGACAUGAAAGCCGCAAAAAUAGCUCUACGAAUAAAAAAUCCGAGAGGGAAAUGGAAAGAAUUCGACGAAUGGGACCGAGAUUGGAAAGAUAUCAAGAAAGUAGCGAAGAUUAUUCAGGAAAGUUUCAAGAACACACCAAACCGGUUAGCAUACAAAUUAGGCAGUUACUACAAAAUAAUGACAAUGAGUCCGUGCUGGACGAAGAGAUAAUUAGAAUGGAUAAUGAGCUGAAAAACAGACAGUACAUUGAUUUGAAAAUUCGUCAGUUUCAGGAUGGUCAAAAAUCACCUACUUCCCACCAGUCGCUGCAGUCGGAGAGAAGCGGGAGACAACGGGAAUAUAGAUCAGAAGGCGAAGAAAUGCCUCCUGGGGAUAUGGUUCCAAAAUGUACAAACGUUGUCCAAUUUAAUCGUCGUGUGCCUGAAAGCUUUCAGUUUUCAACGGUAGAACAUUCUCGAAGACAUGGACCAGAGGGUCCGUUUAAAAAACCUUUUGAUCGAUCAGUAGGAGAUCAUAGUAGCCAGUAUCCUCGUCAUCUGCACCAUCACAGUCCUAUUCGUGAAAUAAAUAGACAAAGGACAGAGGCAAACUGGCUCAAGGCGGAAAAGGAUAGAGAACAGAGAGUCCGAAGUAUCGAAAGAUUGGAGCAAAAACUAGAUUCGGAGCGACGCAAUUUGGAAGAGAAGGGAGGAGAUGAUUUCGAUUGGAUGCAACUUACAGAGAGAUCCCCGGAGGCUAGAGAUCGGCAGGUACCACAGAGAUCAAAACCCCAAAACUACCACCCAGGAUCUGUAAGAGAACUCAAUCGGUUUUUUGGCGAAGAGCGUACAGUCAGAUACCAGGAACCCAGAGGUCAACACGUUCCCCAGAGAUCUAGACCUCAAAACAAUCAGCCAGGACCCUUAAGAGACCACAAUCGAUUCUUUGGCGAAGAGCAGACAACCAAAUGCCAGGAAAAUAGAGAUCAUCGGGCAGAGAUAUCAAGACCUAAGAACUUCCAGCCAGGAGCUUUAAGAGACGAUCGAUCUUGUGGCGAAGAGCAAACAGUCAGAUGUCAGGAGCCUAGAGGUCAGAAGCCUAGAGGUCGACAGCAGAGAUCUCUACCUCGAAACUUCCAACCAGAAUCCUUACGAGACCACAAUCGACUUUUUGGCCCAGAGAAGACAGUCAAUGACGAGUCUUCCAAAGAAAUUAUAUCAACUUCAAGCAGCGGAAAACAACCGGAGUUUCGACUUUCCCUGGUUGGUCGGUUUUGCCCAGAAAGAAGAACCUAUGUAGUGGGCCCGAGGGAUAUAGAUCCUCAAGAGAUACGACAUCGUGGGGGAGAAGAACCGACAAGAAGUGAUGUUCGGAAUUUUAUGCAAAAUCCUCGACCACCCAUUCUAAAAUCAAGACAGAAAGAAAGAUGGCAGCCAUAUGAAGGUGGGAGAACCCAUUCCAGACCGGAAAUCCCACAGUCAGCACCUCCAUUACCUCAGACUUCAAAGAAAGUCUGUAAUACCAAAUGCAAAAAUUUUCACAUGGCAUUUUUGGAGAGUGCCAAACGCAUAAUAGCAGUUCUUCGCGCCUCAAACGCGAAUCCCAGUAGCUCUGAAUCCUCCGAGGAGUGUGCCAAACAUCUUGGAAAGAAGUUACCCGAACCAAUCUUCCGCAAUCUGGCCGAACCGCUUUUAGAAAGUAGCCAGGACCUGGCCCAAAAUCUCAUGGCGAUAGUCUCUACUUUGGAUGAGCAGCUUGAGAGGCAUGUGGGACAUCUUCGGCAUGAUUGGAAUGGCUUUCAGGAUCGGCGCCGAACGGUUACGAAGCUGCAGAAUCAACUUCGCCAAGCGGAGCAUGAUCAAACGGUUGCCACAUCCCGGGCAUCCGUGUUUCAUGUUUUAUACCAAUGGUGGAACUUGAACAGGAGCACUGUCAACUUGUUGAAGGAUCUAUUCUCCCAGUACUGUAACUUAAGUGAUCCUUUGGUGAAGGAAACGCUAGAUACGAUUGAAUGGUUUUAUGGCGAGUGGAGCCUGCAAAAGUUGGUUUUUGAGCAGAUUUAAGUUUGAGUUGAUGUUUACGUUUAUUUCUUAAAUUUUAAUUGUUUAUUUUGUUACUUAGUUACCCUAUUUCUUGUUAAAAUUGUCCUUGUUAACCUUUAUGGCCAUUUGUAAAUGGCUCUUAAAAUGAAAAAAAAAUAGUUAUGUCUUUCCAAAACAACAUGCACCCGUA